Molecule: messenger RNA, 760 nt
Organism: Leptopilina boulardi
Lineage: Eukaryota; Metazoa; Arthropoda; Insecta; Hymenoptera; Figitidae
Exons: 3
Coding region: 1-717 (238 amino acids)
Source: RefSeq, a predicted model, not a curated record
AUGGAAAAGUCUAAUGAAAGAAACAUGUUCAAGAAGGAUGUUUCAAGGGUAUCGAGCACUGGAAGAAAGAUCAUAACUCCCAAAAAUAUUCUUACUACUGAGUCUGAAGAUGAAAGGCCUACGAAAAAAAAGAAAAGCAAUUGUUCAAUUCAUAAAAAAUUGGAAGAUUUAAAAAAGUUGGCGGAAACAAUGAAGAAUAAUGUAGCAUCAAAGAAACCUGAAGCAGUUGUAAUCAAGAAAUCGGUAACAAAUUCCUCUAUUCAGUUAAAACCAGUUUCUCAAAAUCCAAAGUCGAAUCCAAACAAUAAAAGAAAAUCGAAACCUGAAGAUUCCCUAUCACCUAAGCCUUCGACUUCGUUUGCUAAUGAGCAAAAUACUUCAAUUGACUCCGCUACUCCGAUGAAGCCGCAUUCUCUCGAACCGAAAUCCGAUGGAAACAACAAUAAUAAAUUAAAUGACGUAGCUUUAUCAUCAUCGCAACCAUCACCUUUGUCUGUUAAUAAAAAGAAAACUGCUAACGAAUUGUCAAAAACACACGCUCUUACGAUAUCAAAAGAAACGGAUAAUGAUGAAUUCGGUCGCGAGAAGCAGUUUUCAAACCUUCAGUCGGAUAUGCUUGAAACUGUCGAUGUGCAGGAUGUUCCGGUUUUACAAUUCUCUCCAGGAAUGUUAAAUGAUUUUAAUUUCCAGAUUACUGUUUCUGAGCAGUUAACGUGAGUAAACUCUAUUUUCUCCAUUUUCUAUUAUGAUUUUUUAACUC